Molecule: messenger RNA, 861 nt
Organism: Puntigrus tetrazona (Sumatra barb)
Lineage: Eukaryota; Metazoa; Chordata; Actinopteri; Cypriniformes; Cyprinidae
Product: stonustoxin subunit alpha-like
Exons: 3
Coding region: 164-640 (158 amino acids)
Molecular function (GO): protein binding
Source: RefSeq, a predicted model, not a curated record
UGAAAAACUGGAAGAUCCAAACUGCUCUCUGAAAAACCUCAAAGUUGAUCAUGGAGGAGAAUCCAGGAUUACAGCAGGACUCAAGAAAUAUGAGUGUUUUUUCACACUGGAUCCAAACACAGCAAACCCUCGUCUCAUUCUGUCUGAGAAGAACAGAAAGGUGAUGUGGGUGUAUCAGCGUCAGUUGUAUCCUGGACACCCAGACAGAUUUGAAGCGUAUCAGGUGUUGUGUAGAGAGAGUGUGUGUGGACGCUGUUACUGGGAGACUGAGUGGAGCAGAGAUGUGUCUAUAUCAGUGUCAUAUAAGAACAUCAGCAGGAAGGGACUGGGUAAAGAGUGUGUGUUUGGACGCAAUGAUCAGUCCUGGAGUUUGAUCUGUUCUCCUGACAGAUACUCAUUCAGACACAAUAACAUACAAACUGAUUUCUCUGUGAAGCCCAUCAUCAGCAGAAAAAGAAGAACAGGAGAGUAUGAAGAUAUCUACAGAGUAGGAGUGUAUGUGGAUGAGAGCGCAGGAACUCUGUCCUUCUUCAGCGUCUCUGACUCAAUGAGACUCAUCCACACAGUCCAGACCACAUUCACUCAGACACUCUGUCCUGGGUUUAGAGUUUAUUCUGGAUCAUCAGUGAAACUGUGUUGAUGAAUCAGAAGAGACUGAUGAGAUUCUACCCAGAAUGCUUUCAAAAUAUAAAUAAUAACAGAAAUAUGUGUGUUUUAUUUUUGUUAAUCAAUUAAACAUAUUUGUUUAAAUGUAAAAAUGUCACAAAAAUGAUUGAUGAAGAACAUGUCAUUAAUUUAUCUGUUGUUUUUGUACAGAAAUAAUAAAACACUGAUAAAUCAACUUGAUCAGAUUUUAAUUGA